Messenger RNA from Dioszegia hungarica, 3189 nucleotides. RefSeq names its product phosphoethanolamine N-methyltransferase. The transcript is spliced from 2 exons. NCBI's taxonomy places the organism in Eukaryota, Fungi, Basidiomycota, Tremellomycetes, Tremellales, Bulleribasidiaceae. The record is from RefSeq and is a predicted model, not a curated record. Gene Ontology annotation, molecular function: mannose-ethanolamine phosphotransferase activity. Gene Ontology annotation, biological process: GPI anchor biosynthetic process. Gene Ontology annotation, cellular component: endoplasmic reticulum membrane. The coding region runs from base 1 to 3189 and encodes 1062 amino acids.
AUGCCGGCGAGGAAAAAUGCCGCAGCUGCUGCCAACAAAGCUAGCGCUAAAGCAGCCGAAACUAUCCCAGUAGCUCCGCAAUCCACUGCGCCAGCUCCCAAACCUCCUGUAGCUGCUGCUCGGCCACCGCCCCUCACGUCCUGGGCGUCCCGUUUAUCCCGCCCCACCCUAGCCGCGCUCAUACUCCUCAUCAUCACCUUCUCCCACCUCGUCGGUCUUUACACCUUCACGCGCGGCUUCCUCCUCACCCGCUUAUCGAUCCCCGCCGUCUCGCCCAAAUAUGACGACGAUGGUCCGCCCGUCUCCCUCACCCACUCCAAAGCCGUCAUCCUGAUCAUCGACGCGUUACGGACGGACUUUAUCUCCCCGACCCACCCCUCUCCACCCAACCCGAAUCAUCAUGGCGUCCUCACCCUCCCUGCGGAGCUGUCUGCUCUCCACCCAGAACACUCCCUCAUCUUCAACACCUUCGCCGACCCCCCUACAGCAACCAUGCAGCGGAUCAAGGGCAUCACGACCGGGUCCCUGCCUACCUUUGUGGACGUCGGAGCUAGCUUUGCGAGUACGGCGAUAGAGGAGGACUCGCUCAUCUCGCAAAUGCGCGCAGAAAACAUGUCGGUGGUGUUUAUGGGGGACGAUACAUGGGUCAAUCUCUUCCCGGACUCCUUCACCCAUUCUCAUCCAUACGACUCGUUCAAUGUCGAAGACCUCCAUACGGUCGACAACGGCGUCGUUGAACACCUCUUUCCUUAUCUCCAUCCAUCCAAUGCGUCGAGCUGGGACGUCAUUAUUGGCCACUUCCUCGGUGUAGACCAUGUUGGGCACAGGGUGGGACCGGGGGCGCCGACGAUGAAGGAAAAACUGCAGCAGAUGGACGAUGUCCUCCGGCGGGUCGUGGAUCUGCUGGAUGAGGACACCCUGCUGGUGGUAUUGGGUGAUCACGGGAUGGACGAGCAGGGGAACCAUGGCGGAGAUGGGGAGCUCGAGGUGGCUGCGGGAUUAUGGAUGUACUCCAAGGGCGCCCGCCUGACCGCGUCGGAGCAGCCCGGUCUCGCGGAAUCCCUUCCUCGAUACACCUUCCCCGGGACCUCCACACCCAUGCGUCACAUCAACCAGAUCGACCUCGUACCCACCCUCGCCCUUCUCCUCGGUAUUCCUAUCCCCUUCAACAACCUCGGGUCCAUCAUCCCCGACUGCUUCUUUGACCGCAACAUGCCCCGCCUCGAGAGCGCUAUGCGAGUCAACGCCGAGCAAAUCAGCCGGUAUAUCGCCGAGUACGGGGACGAGAAGAUCGCACAUGGUCUCGUCGGUCCCGAGGCGAUCAGACAGGACGCUGUGAGCGGCAUCCGUACUCUGUGCGAGAUACAGGCGAAUGGGGGCACGAUGUGCCGGGGCGAGGCGGAGCUGGAUGACGUCCUGGCGGAAUCAUACCGCGCCAACCAGGCCUACGCGGCUUCGGCUCUCAAACUUCUUCGAGGUCUAUGGGCGCGAUUCUCCGUUACGCUCAUCACCCUCGGUCUGGCCAUCCUCGGGCUCAACAUCCCCAUGCUCAUCCUCCUCUAUCACGGUAUCCGGAAUCUGGGGCCCAGAUGGAAUGAGGUCGCCGUCUUCUUUAUCGACUCGGCGGUUCGCGUCUUUGUCCCCUCUGCUGCCCUGGCAGCGGGCUGCGCGUUCAUUUACAACGGACCUACGUGGAAUCCCCGCUUCAUCCUCCACUCGGCCGCGAUAGGCGGUGUACUCGCUGCGGAAGCGGGCUUCGCUUAUGCCUUUGUCACAUCCAACAAACUCCCCGCCUUAUCCUCGCUCACACUCAAGCGCGUGGUCGGACCGGUUCUCCUCAUCCUCCACGCGGUAUCGUUCGCAUCCAACAGCUUCAUCAUGUGGGAAGACCACAUGGUCGUCUACCUCCUCAACACCAUCACCGCCGUCUACCUCUUAAAGUCCCUCACGCACCCCACGGCGGAUAUGCGGCUGAAGGUCAUUGCGUUGUCCCUCGGCUUCGGCGUCGCCACUCGUCUCCUCGGAAGCAUCACCGUCUGCCGGGAGGAACAACAGCCCUACUGCCGAGUAACGUUCUACUCUGGUUCAACCCCCGUCGCCGCCUCUUGGAUCCUCAUGGUCAUCAUCCCCCUCGCUCUCCAGCUUCCCCGGGCGAUCGGCAUGAUCCUCGCACAGUCCAAGUCCCUCGGCGGACCGGCCGACUCAUUCCUCGGUAAACUCUGGCGGGGCGUCCUCACUCUCAACGCGCUCCAGUGGAUCUUGGAAUAUACGGACGGUACCACAUUCCUCACUGGUGAAGGCGGGCGGAUCGUCAAGAUCAUACGGACCUGGGCGGCUCGGUCUUCCCUCAUCGCAACCAUGGCCGUACUGCCUUACAAGUGGCUGACGUCGGCUCUCUGCAUUACCGUAGAGCGCGGGACGGAGCAAGACGGUUCCGAAAAACCGGUCACUGUAUUCGGCUUCGCCAAUGCUUUUGGCUCGACCUACCUCCUCUUCCUCCUCAUCCCCUUUGGGCUUGUCCACCUCGUCAGCCCGCCCAUGGGCCAGGUCGCACUAUCCAUCCUCCUCCUCUCCGUCAUCGCACACACGGAGAACAUCGACACGCAGCGCGACUCUAUCCUCAUGACGUCCCAAUUCUCCCAGUCGGGCGCGCCGGGCGCAUUCGAGCCGGGAUCAGGCAACUCCCUCGUUCGUCCCUCAUUCACAGACGUCGUCCCUCUCGCCCUCCUGGGCUUCGUCGGCUUCUUCUCCACAGGCCACCAAGCCGUCCUCACCACCAUCCAAUGGAAAGCGGCCUUUGUGGGCUUCAACACCCUCACGUACCCCUUCGCCCCUCUCCUCGUGAUCCUCAACACAUGGGGUCCACUCAUCCUCACGGCCCUCGCCGUUCCUUUGCUGGCGGUAUGGAACGUCUCGCCCCGGCCUCAAGGGACCGUCCCCAUCCUCGCCCACUCUAUGCAAUUGGCCAUAGCGUUCCUCAUCUACCAUACGACCCUGACGUUCGCGUCGGCGCUGUUUGCGGCGUGGUUGAGGCGGCAUCUCAUGGUAUGGAAGGUAUUUGCCCCGAGGUUUAUGAUGGGCGCGGCGACGCUGGUAUUGGUAGAUCUGGCGGUGAUGGUGGCGAUUACGGUGGGAGUGCGGGUGACGAGUUGGAAAGUGUGGCGGACGUUCAAGUGUGAAAGCGUGUAG